Molecule: messenger RNA, 1428 nt
Organism: Nelumbo nucifera (sacred lotus)
Lineage: Eukaryota; Viridiplantae; Streptophyta; Magnoliopsida; Proteales; Nelumbonaceae
Source: RefSeq, a predicted model, not a curated record
AUGUUACCAAGAAAUGGCGGAACUCCCCUUCUGCCGGAAGGAAGCCGAGAUGCUAGUUAUCACCUGCAAAUAGAAUUCCAACCCAAAGCCAGCGCCGAAGCUGGUGUCAUGAACUCUCAGUCUGGAUAUUCUAAGUGCUUCGAUGACGAUGGCCGCCUGAAGCGGACAGGGUACAGUUUGGACGGCGUUUCCCACAUAAUCACGGCCGUGAUAGGGUCUGGUGUCCUUUCGUUGGCUUGGGCUAUUGGGCAGCUCGGUUGGGUUGCUGGACCCGCAGUCAUGGUGCUCUUUGCCUUUGUCAUUUUCUACACUUCAAACCUCCUAUCUCAGUGUUACAGAUCGGUUGACCCUGCAACAGGAAAAAGAAAUUAUACCUACAUGGAUGCUGUCAAGGCCAACUUAGGGGGAAAAAAGUUUUCAAUUUGUGGAGCCAUUCAGUAUAUAAAUCUGUUUGGUGUUGCAAUUGGGUAUACCAUUGCUGCUUCAAUUAGCAUGAUGGCAAUAAAGAGGUCCAAUUGUUUCCAUAAGAGCGGAGGGAAAGAUCCAUGUCACAUGUCAAGCAAUGAAUACAUGAUCGCGUUUGGAAUUACAGAGGUGGUGUUUUCUCAGAACCCAGAUUUUGACCAAGUAUGGUGGCUCUCUAUAGUCGCAGCAGUCAUGUCCUUCACCUACUCUACCGUUGGCCUUAGUCUAGGCAUCGCCAAGGUUGCAGAGAACAAGGGCUUCAAAGGGAGCCUGAUGGGUAUUAGCAUAGGGAAAGUGACUGGAACCCAGAAGAUGUGGAGGAGUUUGCAAGCUCUAGGAGCCAUUGCCUUCGCGUAUUCUUACUCCUUCAUCCUCAUAGAGAUUCAGGACACACUGAAAUCUCCUCCCGCCGAGCACAAGACAAUGAAGAAGGCUACUUUAAUGAGCAUCUCGGUAACUACGGUGUUCUACCUGCUCUGUGGGUGUAUGGGCUAUGCUGCCUUUGGAGACGACGCUCCUGGAAAUCUUCUCACUGGCUUUGGAUUCUACAAUCCUUACAGGUUGCUUGAUAUUGCCAACGUUGCCAUUGUCGUCUACCUCAUCGGUGCAUAUCAGGUCUACUGCCAGCCCCUAUCUGCAUUUGUGGAGAAAUGGAGUGUAAAGAAGUGGCCCAGGAGUGAGUUCAUAGGGAAGGAAUUCGAGGUGCCCAUCCCUUGGUAUGGAUGCUAUAAGCUCAACCUCUUCAGGCUGGUGUGGAGGACGAUAUUCGUGGCAGUAACCACAGUUAAAGCGAUGCUCAUGCCCUUCUUCAAUGUCGUGGUGGGAAUCAUGGGUGCGUUUGGGUUCUGGCCAUUGACCGUCUACUUCCCCAUCGAGAUGUACAUCGCCCAGAAGAAGAUUGAGAAAUGGACAGCGAGAUGGGUUGGGCUUCAAAUAUUGAGCUUCACUUGUGUGAUUGAUUAG